AUGUUGGGUACAGUACUGCCGAGCCGGUCAGUCGGUGAAAAGAUACCAACGGAGUUCACCAAACUUUUAUUCCCCUAUGCCAUUUUCUUCAUAGCAGCAAGUUUAUUGCUCUACUGUCUUUAUAGACAAGCUCUUCCCAAACCGAUUCCGGGCAUUCCUUACAAUGAGGCCGCUACGAAGAGCAUACUUGGGGAUGUGGCAUCACUGCAAGAGGGAAUAGCCCGGACGGGCGCUUUUCAGAUAUGGCUCCACGAACAAGCGGCUAAGCACAACUCGCCGCUUUUCCAAAUCUUCAUCCGCCCCUUCGGAAAACCUAUGCUCAUUCUCUCUGAUUUCAGAGAGGCUCAAGAUAUGCUUUUGCGACGGAGCAAGGAGUUUGACAGAGCGAGUAUCGUCGGUGACAUGAUCUCAGGGGCUGUGCCGAACCAUCACAUCAUCAUGAAGACGAACAGCGAGUGGAAGCAUCACCGCAGACUCCUACAGGACCUCAUGUCUCCCCAGUUCUUGACCGAAAACGCCGCGCCUACCAUAUACUCUGGCGUGCUGCAGCUCAUCCAGCUCUGGAACGACAAGACUCGCAUAGCAGAGGGCCGCCCCUUUCUGGCUGACUCCGACAUCUACUACUGUGCUCUUGACGCGACAACAGCCUUUUCGUUCGGAGCCAAUGCUAGUAGUGCUACCCGGCCGACCAUGGAGUUCCUGAAAGGCUUAGGAGCUGACGAUAUUCGCCGACUCCAAGGAACAACGCCUGCUGGCGGCGAGGAGCCUCUGCACUUCCCUGAUGCUGCGAUCGAUGAAAAUCUCAAGGCAUCUCUCGACGUAGCGGAGGCAAUCGAGCAGCUUCAAGGAUCACCUAUCCCAAGAAUUAAGUGGAAAUUCGUCGAGAGGCAACCCGCUGUCCGUCGAGCAGUCCAGAUCAAAAACGCUUUUAUCCGCGAGGAGAUCAGCAAGGCCUUGGAAAGAACGCAGAACUCCAAGGAGUCUAAGGGCCUUUCUUCUGCGGUUGAACUCAUGGUUCUGAGGGAGAAAAAACUUGCCGACAAUGAUGGGAGGGAGCCAGACUUCUUCUCUUCCAUGAUGAUGGACGAGGUCUAUGGACUCGUCGUGGCAGGACAUGACACUACUAGCACCACUUUGUGUUGGGGCGUCAAGCUGCUGGGCGAUAACCCACACCCCCAGUCUAAGCUCCGCGAAGUCCUCAUGUCCGCCUUUACCGACGCUGUUGCUGAGAAUCGAAACCCAACGAUCAAGGAGAUCACCGGCACCAAGAUUCCAUACCUAGAUGCUGCACUGGAGGAGAUACUUCGAUGCGGCAGUGCCGCUGUUCUUCUCGACCGAGAAGCCAUCUGCGACACGGAACUCCUUGGAUACCGCAUUCCAAAAGGCACCGUCAUCCUCUCGGCCGCUCGUGGGCAGAGUAUCCUGAAGCCCGCUAUCCCAGUCGACGAGUCGAGGCGCAGCAAAAGCAGCCAGAACGCAAAGGCCAGAGCCUGGGACGACGCAGACAUUGCACAAUUCAAGCCGGAGCGCUGGCUAGUCGAUCCUCAAGAUCCGUCGCCCGAGUUCGACCAACAGGCCGGCCCCCAGCUUGCGUUUGGCUUCGGCACCCGCGGCUGCUACGGGCGACGUCUGGCGUACAUCGAGAUGCGCAUCAUUGUCACAAUGAUCGUGUGGAACUUCCAGUUGCUGCCUUGCCAGCAGGAGCUGUCUAGCUACGCGCCCAAGGAGGGCUUCACAUAUAAGCCCAAGGACUGCUACGUGCGCCUGCAGGCUCUAAGAUGA
Molecule: messenger RNA, 1782 nt
Organism: Colletotrichum orchidophilum
Lineage: Eukaryota; Fungi; Ascomycota; Sordariomycetes; Glomerellales; Glomerellaceae
Product: cytochrome P450
Exons: 2
Coding region: 1-1782 (593 amino acids)
Molecular function (GO): heme binding; monooxygenase activity; iron ion binding
Source: RefSeq, a predicted model, not a curated record